AUGAUGGGAGAUCAGUUUCGGAAGGUUGAAAAUUAUUCUCCAAAAUCAUCUCCUCGAGGGGCAAGGUCCCCUGUUGUAUCGCGUCAAGAUUCUUCGGGAACAUUAAAAACAACAAUUUUGCUAGGAAAGAAUCCUUCCAUAGUCCCUAGUGGACCUUUCUAUUUAAUGAAAGAACCGCCUGUCGAAUCAGAUUUAACGGGGGCUACAAAUUUGAUGACAUAUUAUGGCCUAGAACAUUCCUAUAGUAAAUUCAGUGGUAAGAAGUUAAAAGAACAACUGUCUUCCUUUUUGCCAACUCUGCCUGGAGUUAUAGAUUCUCCCGGACAGCAAGAUAAUAGCUCUCUAAGAUCUGUUAUUGAAAAACCUCCAGUUGGUGGAAAAGAAUUAUUGCCACUGUCAAAUAUUCAGCUAGAUGGAUUUCGUCUCCACCCUGGCCCACUUCCGGAACAAUAUCGUUAUGCAAAUGCAACUCCUAUAAAGAAACACAAAAACAAACAUAAGAAACACAAGCACAAAGAAAGUGGUUUACCCAGUCAGGAAACUGCUGUAUCUGACACAAGUAGUGAAACCCAUGAAAAGAAACACAAAAAGCAGAAAAGACAUGAUGAAGAAAAGAGGAAAAGAAAAAAGGAAAAAAAGAGGAAGAAGCAAAAGCACAGUCCUGAACAUAGUUCUGGUUUAACACCCAGUCAACAUUCUAUUUAA
Messenger RNA from Psylliodes chrysocephalus, 705 nucleotides. NCBI's taxonomy places the organism in Eukaryota, Metazoa, Arthropoda, Insecta, Coleoptera, Chrysomelidae. The record is from the annotation of a GenBank genome assembly.